ACCCGCUAUGGGGUGCCCAUUUGCCAGAAGGUACCCACCCAACGAUGGGGCACCCACCCAGUCACAGGGUACCCACCCCCCAGCAUAGUGCAGGGGAAGUGCUGGGAGCGGGGUGUGCCAGCUGACACAUGGGGCAGGAAGGAGCUGCUGUGGGGCUGGGACAAGGCAAAACUGAAAAAAGAGGAAGCCCUCGAGUGCCCCAGCCCAGUCCAGCAGCACCCAGGCAGACAAAUCUGACACUUCGCACACCUCCAUCACAGGACCUCUCCUCUCUCACAGGUGUCAGCUCUGUCACCCGAUGAGGUGACAGCCAACCCACCAGCAUGCCCUGGGCAUUGCCGCUGCGAUGGUCACCAUGGGGACGGCUCGGUGUGAAAGCCUUGGUCACUGCUGCGGUGUUUGUAACCACCCUCUGGAACCUGAGGUUCUUCCUCAACCCCUCCAAGGGCUCUGGAGAAGACUCUAAACACAGGGAGCCAUUGGUGAUCCUAGUGUGGGAAUGGCCCUCCAAGGAGGUCCCCAAUGUCAGCAGAGAUGUGUGCCAUGAGCUGUACAGCAUCACAGGCUGCCAGCUCACCACAGAGCGGCAGCUCCUGCACCAGGCCAAUGUGGUGGUGUUCCCCCAUUCCAGGCUCCAGCCUGGCCGGGACAAACUACCCAAGGAGAGGCUGCCAGGGCAGAACUGGGUGUGGGUUUCCCUGGAGUCCCCCUCCAACACUAGAGCUCUAGAGGCAUGGAACAAGACCUUCAACUGGGUGAUGACCUACAGACAGGAUUCGGACAUCUUCAUCCCCUAUGGCAAGCUUGUGCCCAACCGGUCAGCCACUGUGAACAUCCCUGCAAAGACCAACUUGGUGUCCUGGGUUAUCAGCAACUACCACAGGACUCAGAAAAGAGCUGAAGUCUACAAAAACCUCUCCAGGUUCCUCCAUGUGAAUAUAUAUGGGAAAGCAAACAACAAGCCCCUCUGCAAGGACUGCCUCUUGUCAACAAUAUCCAAGUCCAAGUUCUACCUGGCCUUUGAGAACUCCAUCCACCGGGACUACAUCACAGAGAAACUCUGGAGGAACUCACUGCUGGCCGGCACCGUGCCUGUGGUGCUGGGGCCACCCAGGGCCAACUAUGAGCAGUUUGUUCCUGCAGACUCCUUCAUCCAUGUCAACGACUUUGGCUCCCUGGAGGAGCUGGCCACUUUCCUGAGGACCAUGAACUCCAGCCGCUACCGGCAGUUCUUUGCCUGGCAGAGGAGGUUCAGUGUGAAACUCUACACUGACUGGAGGGAGCGGAUCUGUGCCAUUUGCACGGCCUAUCCCCGCCUGCCCCAUGGCCACCUCUAUCCUGACCUGCAGAGCUGGUUCAACUCCUAGUGUGUGCUGGGACCCUUGGGAUGAAUGCAGGCAGGGGUGGGAGGUGCUUGAGGCACCCACCUGCACACGGGAUGUGAAGCAAGGACAGGAGCCCCCACUCUCCUCCUAACCCAGCUGUUGUCACGCUUCGAGCAACUCCCUAUGACUUCAUUUCUUGUGAAACGGGACUUAUCACCCCAACCUAACACUGAACACAUUGGCAGGGUGCUGGCAGGAUCAGAAGGUGCUUUGGAAAUAAAUGGCACAGUGCUGCUGAGGCUGUGCAUGUGGUGUGGGCAGGGCAGGGGGGUGGUGGGUGGCUCAGGGCUCCCCAACCUUUCCCUGUGAUCCUCAAUGUCCCCCCAGCACCUGCCGAGUGCCAAAGUCCUGUCAGCAGAGGCCCUGUGGUGACAUUUGUGGCUGGGCUGGAGGAACGAGCGUCAGCCCAGGGGGGUCCAUUACCCCAUGGCCAGGGAGGAAGGACAGCAUCUGCUGCCCCUCUUCCUGGCAACACCCAUUUCCUGUCCCCCACCCCUGGGCCAUGGGUGCCACUGUGCCAGUGAGGAGCCACAAGACAGCGGAUGCUUUCAGAGCAAUCUCAGUGCUGCCAGGCAGUCAGAGGGACACUGUCACUCCCUCCCUGAUGUGACAGGAAGCCAGUGAGCUGACAGCCUCUGGAGGCUUGCACAACCCUGAAGCAAAGCCAGUCUUGCGGGCAACUUGAACAUGCACACAUUGCACUGAGGAAACCCUGCACACCUGGCACAGAGGGCACCCUGCACCACGGGCAUUCCAAGAGGAAGUACCCAUCUGGGAUCAGUGGUGCUGUCGGGGCUAAAUGACAAGGCAAUGAGUAAGACAUGACUGCUCCAUCUGUGCCUUGCUCUUUGCCCCUCUACUCAGUGCCAUCAACUCCCUUGAUAUAAACAAUUCUUUUUGGCACAAGCUUCCUUUCCAGUUUUCUUCCUGUGGCCCAGAAGUCACCAAACGCCAUCUCUACCACCCUGCAAGCUGCUGGGUGCCCAGGACUGAGAGUCAGCAGAGGGGACAUCCCUUCCCUGGCACAGCCCUGGUGAGGUGGCAGCUGGAUGGGCACACUGUGCUUUUCUGACUUCUGUGGUUUCCGAUUUCCGCUCUGAUCUCUGGGUCAACCAGAAGCAGAGCGGAACAGGAGGGGCUGUGGGUGCCCACAGACAGAUGCUGGGUACUCAUGGGCAGGGGGUGCCAGGGUAGCAGGAUGUGGGGGUCCCAUGGUGGGCUGCAGCUCUUGUAUGGCUGCACGAAGAAAACCAGAUAGUGGAAAUGUGGAGCAAACCUUUGGGAGAUUACAUCUGUCUCAUAUUUCUGCUCCUGACCCUGACAGCUUCCUGCACCCUUUAAGUGCCAGGCAGCACUGGGCAGCAGCAACAGGGGGCAGUUUCUGAUGGAUGCCACACAUGGCUGGGCCUCUUGCCUGUGGGCAGUCAAGUAGGAGGCUCUGGGGAGGAAGCAGGGAUACAGAGGGGCCCGGUCCCAUAAGGCUGGAAUCUAGCCCAGCCCAGCCCUUUGCAGGGUCUCAAGGUGCCCUAUGAGCAGCUGCCUUUGUUGCCCCUAUUCCAGGCAGCCCUAGAGAGCAAAGCCCCAGCUACCACCCCAUCAAGCUGAAAAAACAGGGCUUUCCAGAAGUUUCCCUACGGGCUUGGUUGGGGAAGGGGCCUUGAGAGAAUGGACUGGGGGCAAGCCAACUGAGUGUGGUGGGAAAAAGUGAAGGGUCAUCCCCCAGACAUCCCCACUCCCACCAGCUCAGCUCCCAGUGCCCAAUGGACCUGCAUGGCUGGGUUGUUAUCAUUCCACCACAGACUGCCUCAGCGGGACCACACAUAUGGGAGCAUCCAUCUCUCCCCUGUCAGCACCACACUACAAUGAGGAGAGCCCCAGCUUUCCAGACCUCUUCACUUCCCACCCUGCUACAUCCUUCUUAGUCCUUCUCUGUCCCUGGCAGCUGCUGGAGCAGUCUGCAAGUAAGCGCACACUGCUUCCAACCUUCCCAGAAGCAGUUACAGCAAACAGCAAUUUGAACUGAGUGGAAGAUGACCCCCUCCACUUUGAGGGGCAACAGCCCUGAAAAGCUGGUACCACUCCAGGGCCAAGCUGC
Motacilla alba alba is the source of this 3480-nucleotide messenger RNA. RefSeq names its product fucosyltransferase 7 (gene FUT7). Bases 324 to 1367 code for a protein of 347 amino acids. The record is from RefSeq and is a predicted model, not a curated record. The transcript has 2 exons. NCBI's taxonomy places the organism in Eukaryota, Metazoa, Chordata, Aves, Passeriformes, Motacillidae. Gene Ontology annotation, cellular component: membrane. Gene Ontology annotation, molecular function: alpha-(1->3)-fucosyltransferase activity.